This is a messenger RNA of Clonostachys solani, 2253 nucleotides long. The record is from the annotation of a GenBank genome assembly. NCBI's taxonomy places the organism in Eukaryota, Fungi, Ascomycota, Sordariomycetes, Hypocreales, Bionectriaceae.
UGUAUCAAGCCCCAACCAAAAUCAGAUCAACUCGCAAGCAACAGCGAGCCCUGCCGCAUCUGGACAUAUUCACCAAGCAAUGCCAACAAGCUUCCCACAAGGCACCCAACGUCCACAGUCAACAGUAACACAGCCUCCAUCCCUGGCCAGGGUCAAUACCUUGCCAAUUCGCGCCCAUCAGCAACCAAAAAGCCAUUUGCAGCGAACAGCGACUGCGUAUGCACCCUCAUACCAACAUGCGAAUCAUUCGAGUUUCCCAACAAGCGGGCAACCGCAAUCUCCAACUAUGAGCAGUGCCACAGGUUCAACGACACUGAUAACCAGCUCCAUACUCGAAACUUCUACGCCGCCAGCAUCCCGUCAAAUGUCUCCGUCUAUACCUGUCUUAUUUGUAGCACAGGCCAGACCCAAACGCACUUUUGUGUUUGGUGCUACACAUCUGGCUCAGCGGCCACGUCUCACAGUCACGAUAAAGCUUUUUUCGUCACGGACUCUGAUCUGCCUAUCUUGUUACCUGCUAAUCCUGAGGUAUCGGUAAAUCUUUGGACAAUACGGAGGAAUGUGUUUGGCACAAUCUGGUACAUGUACAAAGCUACAGGACAACGCACACACGUGAAACCAAAUCCAAGCGCAGUCCUCCGGUCGGGAGGUCUACCUGUUGGGUGGGCUGAGCACAAGUCGCCGGAAGGACGUGUAUAUUUCUUCAAUGGCCUGACAGGAGCUAGUAGGUGGGACAAACCAAUCGGUUCCCUGCCUAAUGGCUGGAAAGAGCUACAGACACCGGACAUGGUUCGCUUUUAUGUCAAUGAAGCUCUAGGACUUUCCACUUGGGACCGCCCAGGAGAACCUCCGAGGCCGAAUCGGUUGCCCGCGCAAUCUCCAGCUUCUAAAUUCUUAAAGCCCAAAUCUGCGGAUGCAGUAAAAUCCGCGUCCGCAAUGGCUGCGGCAGCCAGCACCCGUGCGGUUGUAGGCCCAAAGCCAGCUGGUGGCGGAAUGUCCAAGAUGUUCGGCAAAUUGGGCAAUGCGCGGAACAUCAUGAAGGUUGCUAAGCUUGGUAUGAAGCUUGCCGAAGGAGACUUUGAGGGAGCGGCAGAGUCUGGCCUCGAAGGAGAUGAAGCUGAUGAUGAUGAGGAGGAACUAGACGAAGAGCAAGAGGAAGAGGAGGCUGAGAUGGUUGAAGUGGGAUCUGGUGAAGCCAGAGUCGAUGAUUCUUUGAGCCAACCAACUCAAACAUUUCAGCAGACAACUUAUCAUGAACAGCCCGUGGUCCAACAGCCUGUCUCUAAUCAGACAGCUUAUGUACAGCCCACUUAUGAACAACAAACCUAUGAACAACAAGCCUAUGAACAGUCUCUGUAUGGGCAGCCCGUCGGGAACCAAGCACUCUACGGGCAGCCUGUUUACGAGCAGCAUGUUUAUGAGCAGCCCAUGCCCCUGGUUCAACAGUCCGGCUUUGAACAAAGCGUUGCAAUCUCCCAAGAACAGCCCGCUCUUUCUCCAGGUCAAGAAGGGUACCCACCGGGAAUCUUACAGCAGAACUUUCAGCAACAAUCACAGGUUUUAGAACACCAGGUUUUAUACGAGCAAACUGCCACGUCUCCGCCGCUGCAUAGCGAACAGUCAAUGAUUUCAGAGCAGGCCGAUGCUUGCCUGCAAUCAUCUUACCAACAGCCGAUAGUACCAAUAUCCAGCCCGGAAGCAUAUGAUCAAUCUUGUCUUCCAGGAGGCGAGCGACCAGACUUCCAGCCACAGGAAAUCCUGGCUCCAGUCUCGAUUCUGGAGGAGCCCGUUUUCAUGGAACAACAGCAGCUUCCGUAUCCUGAAGGCUCGACGACUGCUCCCCUCGUAGAACCUGCGAUUAUCACCAGCGGUGAUAUGAGUCAACAAUCGGCAAUACCAAUGAACUUCCAAGGCCCUCUGCCGCCAGAACCAAUGGGUGCAACGUGUGGUCCAAGUGAAGAGCCGGCUCCAGAUCAAUUCCAGGUGUACGCCAACCCGGGGUCAGACAUGAAAACCAUGCCUUCAGUGUCUGUAGCUUCACAGCCUGAUCAACUGGCAACUGUCGUGAGCAUUCGAGAUUUCCCAUCUAUCUCGGCGACUCUUAAAGCUGAUGUUAACUUGCAGGAGCUAUCUGCUGGACCUUUUCAUUCAUCGUCCUUGCAAGCCCUUACACCAGAACCAGUUAUCACGAAUGAAGCCGGACUGCCGGUAGACACUCAUCCUAUCUCAGUUACACCAACGUGGAUCGGGCUG